This is a messenger RNA of Sclerotinia borealis F-4128, 726 nucleotides long. The record is from the annotation of a GenBank genome assembly. Lineage: Eukaryota; Fungi; Ascomycota; Leotiomycetes; Helotiales; Sclerotiniaceae.
AUGUACAUAUUACCAGUGGCACAAUCACUACCACCAAUCCAAAUAGCACUGGCUCUUCGACGCGGUAGUAGAGAAAGGAGAAAAUCGCAAAAGCGCUGGGAAUCCCGGGAACAUUGGUACUCUGAACUUAUAUUCCGCGAUGCAGCUGCGAGGAUUAGAAGGAUAGGCCAAGAUCUCAAAUAUCAACUUGUGGUUCAAAGAGUCUACAAACAAGACGAAGAGGAGUUACUUGACGAUGAGGCUCAAGAACAGAGACUGGUUCUGGCCACUUGCCGCACUUUUCUUCUUCUCAUCGACAACUCUCCAAAAAGAUGGCAAAAUGAAGGCAAACUCGGGUUCGAAAAAUCAUUUGGUAAAGACUCAAAACCCCAACCCUGUCGUCUUGGUCUCACUCCAGCCCAUGUCGGCCAAUUCCAAUACGAGACUAGCACUGCCCUUUCGUUUAAACUGGCUCGAUUUAACAAUGUUGAAGAUCUUUCCAAAACAUAUAUCAUUACAGCUACAAGUCUUUUCAUCGUAAUAUGGAAUAUAAAGAAGAUCUUGAAGGAUAGUAAAGAUCCUUAUAGUAUCAAACACUACGCUAAAGAAGUGAAGGCAGACAAUUUCAAGUAUGGCAAUGACAAAAAUGUUAUUGUGACAUUACCGAACGAAGUUAAUAUGGUUGCAAAACAAAGCUUCAAGAAGUCGACCAAAGAAAGUAUUGCGAUGCUGGUUAAAGUUGAAUAG